CUUCGAACUCCACAUGGUACAUUCCAAUCAAUGAAGUGUGUUUAUGAUUUGUGUUGAUCAGAUUUGCAUGACAUUCACGAUCUCUGCAAGUCGGAUUUCUGCACCGACAAGCUGGAUUUUGAAGUCCAGAUCUUCUUGCAACACCGAGGUUGUCAAACAAUCGGUAAAAGGGGCAAAAUAUUGGGACGGCGGCUAUAGAGCGGUUUAUAGUGCUAAGCAGGUCUGACGGUCAAGAUCCUUCUCAGCGGCUUCGAGCGAUCAAGUGCAAAAACGCCUUUUUGCGAUCAACACAAUGGAGCUGCAAGCGUUCUCCAUCCUGCAGCAUGUGAAGAAAGAGUACCGCUGCGGAGACUGUAGCUUCUGUAUUGACUAUGACCUGAUGGUGCAGGUCCUACGCCACCACUUCAACUGUACAUCCGCCAAAUAUGUCAACAUCCUCAGUCAAGGUAUCACACAGCAUCACGGACACAGCUAUGGAGAUGCCGUGCCAAACCAGCCAGCUACAGCCGUGAGCGAAGCGAAAAUUCCCGACGCACACGAGAGAGAACAGACCAUCACCAUCCACCACCACCCUGCAGCUGCCACACAGAAGAGCCCCUCCAGGCCCUCUUCUCUAAACACUGCCAACAGCCUGGCUGGCGGUGACACGAGUUUCCCCCAACCGGUCAUGUUGUCAGCUGAAGAUCAUGUCGCAAGUCAAGUGCAGCAAGCUUCAAGUGUGGGCAGCAGGCAGACAAUGAUACAGGAGAGUCAUGGCGAGAGACAAGAGCCUGCAGUACAAACCCAUAGAGCAGUCAUUCCACAUCACACGCAGUCCCCCCCAUCUCCCAGCCCCGUACAGAGAAGGCUGUCGGUCAGUACCAGUGCGCUCCAGUGGAAAGCCGUGUCCUCGCCUGACCCCCUGAAGUGGGGAGGGGGGCUGUACGUGAAGCAGGAGCAGUCCUCGGAGCUGAGCGGAGUGAUGACUUCAGACCACCACAUGCACAAUCCACACUCACAGCAAAGGUCGUACCGGGUGAUGUCGCAGGAGUCAGUGAGUAGCCAGUCAUCUCAGUCUUCUGUCCAGCCCCGGCUGAGUGUGAACAGCGGAGGGGUGGGGCCACACACGGUACACCCUGCCGAGGAGGAGGGGACCUCAGACAGUCUGGAGGAAGAUACCCAACAAACGAUGAACUCACCCGCAUAUAUCGAAGAUGACGAGGAUGACGAUGUGGUGGACGUGCCAGAGGUCGGCUCUCCCGCCAUCCUCCAGCAUCCGCUGUACCCGCAGCUGGUACGCCACCAGCCCAUGGUCAUCACCACGGACGUCUCCGCAGGAAGCUAUCACCACAUUCCCAACCAGAGAUUGUCCAAUCCCUACCCUGCCAAGAAAACCAUCCAGAUGAACCACUGGGCCAUGAGAACACUGUGCUCCUGGGCAACGGAGAAGGCCAAACAACUUCAGGAACAAGGAGCACAUGGGAGUUUCCAGGCCCUGCCGAAGGAGUGGAGCUCGGCCAGUCCGGAGGAGCUGAACUACUGGCUCUGUCAAUUUGUCGUGGAAACCAGACGCAAGGACGGACAGCAUUUCCCGCCAAAAACAAUCUACCACAUCAUGCAGAGCAUCAGUCGCUACCUGACGGAAGAAUGCGGGCGAACCGACACCCACCUUCUGGCCAGGCACAAUGCCACGUACCGUCAGUUACAGGACACUCUGUACGCAGAAAUGAAGAGGCUGGAAGACUUGGGCUUAGGGAGUGUUAACUCUGGCAAGCACAUGAAGGAGGGGGCCAACCUUACAUUCUCUGACGAAGAAGAAGCGUACUUCUGGAACUCGAAAGUCUUCGAUCUCGAGUGCGACAAAGGAUUGAUCACGUCCGUGUUCUAUUACAACUGCAAACUGCUCGGUCUCCGCAGUAUACAAGACCAUCGAAGUCUGCACUUGAAACAGUUUGUUUUCGGUUUAAACGCAGACGGCACAUGUCAGUACAUGGACAUCGUGCACCCCACGGGGAGACAGCGGUUGAUAGCGGAUCCGACCAACUCGCGAUGUCUGGUUAAACUAUACCACAGCUACGUCGGGCAUCUUCCCGUCUCGUCCGGGCCGUUUUACCGGCGCCCGCUGAAAGACGUGAAGAACAUUUCCUUCAGUAUCCAGCCGGUUGGCGUGAACCAACUGUCGAACUACAUGUGCCGGUUGAGGCAGCUUGCAGCGAAGCUUCAGGCACAGAAACACAACAUGCAAGCGGCAGGGAGCGCUGCAAUCGUUUCACAAUAGAUAAACCCACUUUCAUUCCAUUCCAGAUAUUAUUAGUGUACAACAAGUCAUGAACAAUGGUAUUUGUCUAUGUACAAGCAUAUCUGCCACCCUGGAAAAUGUUUCUAAAGAGAUCUCCCAUGCAACAUCCACCAAAAUGCACUCAUAUGUAUCUAUACUGUGCAUACCUUGGGAUGCUGCACUGGAGAACUCUCAAUCACACUGUUUUUCAAAGUAGCGGAUAUAGAAAAUGUACGUAACUCAGCCGAUAAAUGAUAAUUGAGUAAACAUUAACACAGUAUUAUUACAUGUAAUAUAUGAAAGCUGGGAUAAUACAUGAUUGUAUGUAUAUAUUAUGCGAUACAACUUUGUACAUUGUAUUCAGGUGUAGGCUAAGUACAUGACAAGUAAGUUUAAUAACGAAAAAAUUAUGCCUACAAGUAGGCAUUACUUCCCCAAGUACUGAUUUAUUAUUACAUGUAAACAUUGUGGAAAUUUAAGAUUCGUCAACAAGAUUUUGCUAGAUAUUAAAUCCCAAAAAUGUUGAUAGUAUUACCUAAUCUAAUGUAAGCCAAAUCUUCUGAUGUUAGAUAAAGAAAAAAACGUUUAGAAUGGAUGACAAGUUUCCGAAAAAAAUAAUCAGGGUUUUAUACAUGUCCUUGACGUAGCAAAACUUGUACAUACUUAACGAUUUCACCUUCACAUUAACAAUGAUUGAAAACUCGAAAUAUUGUAACAUAAUAAGCAGGUAAAAUGUGACUAGACAUUGUUUUUGUCGAAGCAACUUAUCUGAAAUUGACAUGAAAAUGUCUAGUUUGUUAACUUGUAAAACAGUAGAUAGACGUUGGUGUAUUGUUACAAAUACUUCUUGUACUUGACCGCAAAGGGAAAAUUCAAACAAUACUCAAAAGUAGAAACAUCAGGAAGUGGUUCGCAUAGAGUGACCUCAAUUUUAUCUAACUCAGUAAUUGUUUGAUCUGUGAGUCUCUGUUCUUUACUCGUACAGCAACUGGGUACAACUGAGUACCUUUACAAAUUCAGGGCUUUGUAACAGUGCAAAAAAGACCGAAAGACACACUGUCAGAAUCUUUGCCCAGAACCUAAAAGAUUUUAUUCUUUAAGGGUUUUCUAUGAACAGUACACAAGUAUUACCUCAAAAAUGUAAGUCUUUGUCAUGCAGUGACUGUCCUUGUGAUAGUUUUGAACCCUUUGUGACCAAACUUGUCAGGAACUGUAUCAAACUUCACUCUUGAAUGGAAACUUUAACUCAUUUAUUUUUAUGGGGACUUUUUCGAUGCUAAAGGACAAAGGUUUUU
This is a messenger RNA of Branchiostoma floridae (Florida lancelet), 3552 nucleotides long. RefSeq lists its product as uncharacterized. The record is from RefSeq and is a predicted model, not a curated record. NCBI's taxonomy places the organism in Eukaryota, Metazoa, Chordata, Leptocardii, Amphioxiformes, Branchiostomatidae. The coding region runs from base 293 to 2257 and encodes 654 amino acids. The transcript has 7 exons.